AUGACGGAACUAGUCAAUAAAGAUGACGAGCUGUUGAUGAAUCUGGGUUAUAACCCGGAACUGCGCCGAAAUUUCUCCCCAAUUCAAGUAUUCGGCAUUGCGUUCUCCAUCAUGUCGCUUGUGCCGUCCAUCGCGUCGGUCUUAGCGGAUACUCUGCAAGCCGGAGGAGUUGGUAUGACCUGGGUUUGGUUCUGCUAUGCCGACCUCUGGCGGGCUGUAUUGGUGGACCUUCAAGUUUGCACCGAAAAAAUUCGGAAGCCCGCCUGUUUUUUCACCGGCUAUGCCAACACUCUUGGUCUGGUUGGCGGUUUCUGUAGUAUCAACUACGGCUUUGCUCAAAUGGUCAUGUCGGUGCCCGCAAUUGCAACAGAUGCUAAGUUUGUGCCUACAAAAUACAUGUGGUACGGGAUUUAUGUUGGUGCAGUUGUUUUACAGGCAUUGACUGCGAUGACAUCCAAUAGAUUCCUUUCGCAGUUGCAGACCUCUUGUAUCGUAUUAAACAUGAUCCUUGUCGUGCUUAUUUGUAUUGCCCUUCCCGUUGGGGAUUCGAAACAAGAUCGAGGUCUGAACUCCGGGUCGUUCGUGUUUGGUGACACAACCAACCUCUAUGACUGGCAAUAUGGCUGGUCAUUUUUACUCUCUUGGAUGUCUGCAAUCUGGACUAUAGGUGCCUUCGACUCGUGGAUUCACAUGAGCGAAGAAGCAUCGAAUGCUGCAACGGCAGUACCAUUGGGGAUUUGUAUGUCCAUCGGAAAGUGUGCAGUGCUUGGUUUUGUGGUUCAGGCUGUUUUGGCUGCAUGUGUUAAGCCUGAUCUCAUUAGCACGGUAGAGACGCCCGUGGGUCAGCCCAUGGCUCAGCUCAUUAUGGAUUCACUAAACAAGGAAUGGGCUAUUGCCAUGAUGGUAUUGAUGCUUAUUGUACAAUUUUUGAUGGGUUUGUCUAUCCUAGUUUGUGCAUCCCGUCAGACCUGGGCAUUUUCGCGUGACGGCGCGCUACCAUUUUCCAACUGGGUUCGCAAGAUCAAUCUGAAAGAUGGUGUUCCCCACAAUGCGAUCAUUUUCGAUGGCAUCAUUUCGUUAGCUUUGGGUUGUUUGACUCUCAUCAACAACACAGCAGCGUUGUCUCUAUUCUCUCUUUAUGUUAGUUCAAACGGCCUGGCUUGGCUCAUGCCGAUUUUGAUGAGAGUCAUCACAUUCAGAAAAGGCGAUUUCGUUCCUGGUCCGUUCUACUUGGGUCAUACCCUCUCUCGCAUCAAUGGUAUUCUAGCUGCGACUUAUUUGGUGUUUCUUGUGUUUGUUCUGACCCAAAUGCCUACGUCGCGACAUGUUACAGCAUCAACUAUGAACUAUACUUGCGUUAUUAACCCCGCAGUAUGGAUAGGAUGUCUCAUUUACUACUUUACACGCCUAAAAGUGGUUCGAGGGACCUAA
This is a messenger RNA of Wickerhamiella sorbophila, 1431 nucleotides long. Its product is annotated as GABA-specific permease. The record is from RefSeq and is a predicted model, not a curated record. Bases 1 to 1431 code for a protein of 476 amino acids. Gene Ontology annotation, molecular function: transmembrane transporter activity. Gene Ontology annotation, cellular component: membrane. Gene Ontology annotation, biological process: transmembrane transport. The transcript is spliced from 2 exons. Lineage: Eukaryota; Fungi; Ascomycota; Dipodascomycetes; Dipodascales; Trichomonascaceae.